Molecule: messenger RNA, 2525 nt
Organism: Nicotiana tabacum (common tobacco)
Lineage: Eukaryota; Viridiplantae; Streptophyta; Magnoliopsida; Solanales; Solanaceae
Product: hexosyltransferase GAUT11-like
Molecular function (GO): polygalacturonate 4-alpha-galacturonosyltransferase activity
Source: RefSeq, a predicted model, not a curated record
AAAUUCAAAUAUACAGAGUUGUAACAGAAGGUGAUUUUUCUGCAUACGAUAAGACCAUAUUGAGAUUUAAAAUUGCUCAAGUUUAUCCUGCAUUUGGUUGGGUUUCCUGAUCCAAUCUGACAAAUGUGGUUUUGCUGAAAAAUUGUUGAUUUCAAUUCUUUAGCUUGAAUUGAGUGAAGGGUCAUAAUUGGAUUCUUGAUUUGGGGUUCAAAGAUUUGAACUUUUUAUCAAUCCCUCAGCUGCUUUUGAAUUCAUGAAUUGAGUGGCGGGUGAUCUUGAAUUCUUGAUUUGGGGGGUUCAAAGAUUUGAAUUGGGUGACAGGACAUCUUGAAUUCUUGAUUUGGGGGGUUCAAAAAUUUGAACUUUAUUAAUUGGUUAGCUGCUUUGGAUCAAUCUGAUAGAUUUGUUAUUUUCAAAUUACUGUUUUGGAGGUGAAUUGUGGAAGAGAGUGGUAAAAGAUGCGACGGCGGGCGGCCGAAUAUCGGCGCCCGGUUCGAAGGAAGCUCUCUUGUUGGAUCUGUUCACUUCUUGGGAUAUUCUUAAUUGCAGGUUUUGUAUUGUUUGUAGUUCAUCAUCACCAUGACCGCGAGGAUCACGUAGAACAGCCUAUUUUGGAAAGAGAGUCCAGGAAUGAAGAGGUUGUGCAUGAGCAUCUAAAUCUUACACAAGAAACUUCAAGUGCUAAUUCAUAUGCCAGACAGUUAGCAGAGCAGAUGACAUUAGCCAAAGCUUAUAUUGUUAUUGCAAAAGAGCACAACAACCUUCAUCUUGCUUGGGAGCUAAGUUCAAAGAUAAGAAGUUGUCAACUUUUACUAUCAAAGGCUGCAAUGAAGGAAGAGCCUAUUUCUCUGGAUGAAGCAGAACCAAUAAUAAAAAGUCUAUCUUCUCUUAUCUCUAAGCCACAAGAUGCGCACUAUGAUAUUGCAACCACUAUGAUGACAAUGAAAUCACACAUUCAAGCUCUAGAGGAGCGUGCUAAUGCCGCGUCUGUCCAAAGUAUGAUGUUUGGACAGUUAACAGCUGAGUCCCUGCCCAAGAACCUACACUGCCUAGAAAUCAAACUCAUGUCCGAUUGGCUUACAAGAAAGUCGCUGCAGGAUUUUGCUGAUGAGAGGAGAAACUCCCCUAGAUUAGUGGACAAUAAUUUGUAUCACUUCUGCAUAUUUUCAGAUAAUCUGUUGGCAGUUUCAGCAGUUGUUAACUCAACGAUGUCCAAUGCUGAUCACCCUAAGCAGCUUGUGUUCCAUAUUGUAACAGAUGUGAUACACUACGGAAUGAUGCAGGCUUGGUUCUUAAAUAAUGACUUCAAAGGUUCUACAGUAGAAGUGCAGAAUAUUGAAGACUUGACUUGGUUGAAUUCAUCUUAUUCUCCAGCUUUAAAGCAGCUUAGAGAAGCAGACUCCAGGAAGUAUUACUUUGAUGGGUCUGAGGACGCAAGUAUUGAGCCAAAGUUCCGGAAUCCAAAGUAUAUAUCUGUGUUGAAUCACCUUCGGUUUUACAUACCUGAGAUCUAUCCCCAGUUAGAGAAGAUAGUCUUUCUUGACGAUGAUGUGGUAGUGCAGAAAGAUCUGACACCUCUCUUUUCGUUGGAUUUGCACGGGAACGUGAAUGGAGCAGUGGAAACUUGUCUUGAAGCUUUUCAUCGGUAUUACAAGUAUCUCAAUUUCUCAAAUCCACUCAUCAGCUCAAGGUUUGAUCCUCAAGCAUGUGGGUGGGCAUUUGGUAUGAAUGUUUUUGAUUUGAUGGCGUGGAGGAAAGCAAAUGUUACGGCGCGAUAUCAUUACUGGCUAGAACAAAAUGCCGAUAGGACGCUUUGGAAGCUGGGUACCCUUCCACCAGGAUUAUUAGCUUUUUAUGGAUUGACGGAGCCGCUUGAUAGGAGAUGGCAUGUCUUAGGAUUAGGUUAUGACCUUAACGUUGACAGUCGCCUCAUAGAGAGUGCAGCAGUAGUUCAUUUCAAUGGGAACAUGAAGCCAUGGCUUAAGUUGGGCAUUAGCAAGUAUAGACCUUUGUGGGAACGGUAUGUAAAUCAGACACACCCAUACCUUCGGGAUUGCGCCACACAUUGAAUUGCUAUAUUUUUCAACAAUGGUAAACAUACUCGGUCACUAUUCUUUAAGUCUUACAAUUGUAUUUUUACAUCAUUGUAGAGUGAAAGUACAAAAUUUUGGCCUUAAAAGAGUCUUCUUUCAGUUUUAUUAGCAUGAAAGAGGAAAUUGACUACUACCAUGUAAUAGAAGCUUAGCAUGCAUCAAGCUACGGGUUUAGAGAAAUCAUCUUUUGGUUGAGUCAUUUUCUCUGUCUCUACAAAUGAUGGAACAAAUGUUCCUAGCAAUUUUCGUCGUGAUCUUUCAGCUCCUCUGGUCAACUAGCACUAGCAUGUCUAGUUGCCCGUUAUUAUUUCUUUUCUUCAAUACAUGAAUCCGAUAGCAUUAGUUACUGUAAUAUAAAUUCUGCAACAUGUUUUAAGGGAUAUUUAUAGCUAAAUAUGAUGCAUUCAGAUGACUAUAUUGGUUUUUUCAUGA